Thunnus maccoyii (southern bluefin tuna) is the source of this 2977-nucleotide messenger RNA. RefSeq names its product armadillo repeat containing 10 (gene armc10). NCBI's taxonomy places the organism in Eukaryota, Metazoa, Chordata, Actinopteri, Scombriformes, Scombridae. Bases 250 to 1305 code for a protein of 351 amino acids. Gene Ontology annotation, cellular component: mitochondrion. The record is from RefSeq and is a predicted model, not a curated record. The transcript has 6 exons.
GCCCGGAGUAACAACGUAGCUUAACAUUGUUGACAACUGUGGCUCGUCAGACAAUUUAUCAGUUUGCACAACGAUGAAGCUGUCAACAUUAGUUUGGAUGGCUUUGUAGUGGUCUCAAUGGGUUGUCGUCUGUGGUAGCUAACUAAUGAGCCGGCUUAGUUAGCUGGUAAAUGAUCAGAUUUGUUUGAUAGCGGUCAUCUGUAGAUUAACGUUAGCUGCUAGCAGAGUUUAGCUAAUAGCAGCAGCAGCAUGGGCGAUGGCAGCAUUACUCCCAGGCUCGGCAACAUGAAGGCGUUACUUGGUAUAGUCGCCGGAGCUGGAGCCUCCUACGGGAUAUACAAACUUAUCAGCGGGGGAGGCUUCAAGAGAAACAAGAAAAGUGCCACCAGUGAAGGUCCUGGUGUCAAGAGCAGUCAGCCUAGUCAGGUUACCCUGAAGCCGGGUAGCCUGCUGGCUAAAGUGUCCGGGCUGGAUGUUGUCUGUGCCCGACCUGUGGACACACACGGUGUGGAUGUUGCAUCAGGUGACAUCAUCCACCAGUCCCCUGGCAACCUGGAGCCACAGCACCUGAAAAUGCUGCUGUCAUGUCUGCAAACCAGCAAUAAUCCAUCAGACAAAUGUCGGAUUCUAGUUACUUUAGGAAAUGCUGCUGCCUUCACUGUGAAUCAGAAUCUCAUACGGGAAUUUGAAGGAAUACAUAUCAUAGCCGGCUUCCUUUCCGAUCCUGCAGCAGAUGUUAGAGUGCAGACUCUGACUGCUUUAAAUAAUCUGUGCAUGAACAUCCCAAACCAGGAGCAGCUGAAGGUUUAUGUGCCACAGGUGCUGGAGCUGAUUGAGAUGUCACCAGUGAAUUCUGACCUUCAGCUUGGUGCACUCAGGCUGCUGACAAACCUCUCAGUUACAGACAAACAUCAACACUUGCUGAAGGAAUCAAUUACACUGUUACUCUCUCUGCUUGUCGUGAGCAAUGAAACUUUACAGGUUCAGGCUUUGAAAGUCCUUGUGAAUUUGUCAUCCAACCCAGAUAUGAUGGAUGACAUUGUUCAAGCUCAGGCACCAGCUUCUGUUGUGCUGCUAUUUGAUGCACGGACAGUCCCUGCAGUGCUUCUGCGACUGCUGACGUUUGCAGGGAACUUAAAGGCCUGGAGGCCUUCUGCACAGGUGGCCGAUGAACUGAGGCGGAAGCAGGAUUGCCUCUUCCGGGUCAUGUUAGAUGAGUCCUCCCAACUCCACAGUAAACUGGUCCAGCUGCUUUCACACCCCGACAGGGAGAUUCAGGCUCAGGUGGCCCGCAUCUUGACGUAGUCCUCCCUCUCUGCACCCUGUAUUCAUGCACAGCUUUCGCUUCCAUAUAUUUUGCCAAAGCCAUCAACCUAACACCCCUCCAGUUAAAUUAUAAAUCUGUUGACGUUAAUCCGUUGGAAGAGCAAGCUGUGUAGCCUCCCGUGGACACACAGCUUACACUCCCACACACAUUUAAAUCAGUAUUAUUACACACAGCUAAAUGAUCUGUUGCACCUCACCAGUCACUCUGCCCUGUUUUCCAGUUUCUUAGUGUUAAUUAAUGAGUAAUGAGUGGAAGGACGGGAGCAGGAAGAAACUACUCAGUAGUGUAAAAACACCUCUCCCUGUUUCCUCCUGCCACCAAGAGUUUUCUUCUCAUUGCAAAAGACUUCUUUCCUCCAAAGUCCCACAGUGCCCUUUCUUCUGAGAACUUUAUUCACCUUCUCUGAAGAUGUAUUCCAGGUGCAAUUUUUGAACCCAAACCUACUGCCAAAAGUUUUCUAGAGAAUGUGUCAGGAUGGCCUGCGCAGCAUGACCCAGUUUACUUAUCCCUCUGUUGUGAAGUGUUUAGAGAGGCACUUAGCUGGAGAGCUGGAGAAGUGUCUCACUGCACACCCUAGCAUGCCUUGGAGACACCAAUGAAUGGAUGCAGCCCCAGUCUUCACUAAUGCACUGACAUGUUGGAUUCAAACAUCGUGGUAUUUUUCUUAAUGAAAGAAAACUCUUUAAUUUCACUUCAUUUGAAAAUCAGUGACUUUAUGACUUCUGAAGAGCAACAGUGAGGUUAACCUACAGGGCGGUCGGCCACGCAUUCUGUGAUUAUGUAGCAUGUUAAGGCAUUAAAGUGUAUCAGGAAGACCUUGGAGUUGAAACACUGCCUCCUCGACAUUAAGAAGAGACAGUUGAGGUGGUUUGGGGACCUGGUAAAGAUGCUGACAAGGUAAACUUUGACUCUGAAGGUACAACAACCAUAGCUGCCUGCGGGGAAAACCCCCCCCCCAGGGUACGAUUGUGUCUCUCAGCUGGACCAGAAACACCUGCAGAUCUGGACUGUUAUGAUUGUUUAAACCACUUGAAAUCACACGGAAAUGGAGCUUAAAAAUAAAUGCUUCUUUGAACUUGGACAAAGCAGCAUUGUAGUAAAAACAAUAAUGAUUUUUGCCAUGAUAGAUGAAGGAUUUUAUUCCUAAAAUGGUUGUUGAGUGGCAACAGUUACUGGAUGUUAAAUGCAAGCCUCACUAUGUUAAGUUAUGCACUUACUGUAAUUGGACAGACUGUAAGUGACAGAUCCAUAUGUUAGCUGGAGGGCUGGAGCUGUAGACCCAUCUGCUGACUUUUUAAACUGUAUUUACAGAAUUGGGGGGUUGGGGUGUAGGUGCAUACCUGCAAUUGGCAUGGAAAAAACUGAAAAUUAUGAUUUUUAAUGCAAGGAUUUUAUGGCAUGAGCCAGUCCAGGUGUAUACUGUAGAAAUGCUGCACAAUUUUGAUGUUUGGACACUGAUUUUGCUUAACUCAAAUCCUAAAUAUGUCUCAGGCAAUAUGGUUUACCAGAACAGAUACAGCAGGAGGCUGAUUUGCUCGUGACCUAGAUUAUCAUAUUUAUUAAAUGAAGUUAGUCAGCGUUUUGCAUAUAAAAUGAGAAAUGUUUGUUAUGUCUGUUUAAGUGGUUCAAUAAAUACCCUAUAUGACCUAU